Molecule: messenger RNA, 1940 nt
Organism: Dipodomys spectabilis (banner-tailed kangaroo rat)
Lineage: Eukaryota; Metazoa; Chordata; Mammalia; Rodentia; Heteromyidae
Gene: Zcwpw2
Product: zinc finger CW-type and PWWP domain containing 2
Exons: 12
Coding region: 472-1491 (339 amino acids)
Cellular component (GO): nucleus
Molecular function (GO): zinc ion binding
Source: RefSeq, a predicted model, not a curated record
GCCUCCGCGGCAGGGCGGCUCAUACUAUGGAUCCCGUCAGCCUCCGCGGCGGGAGGAGGACUCGCGGCGGCGGCGUGGAGCCGGAAUGAACAUUUGGGAGUUGCUUGAGCUCUCUUGACACCAGGCACUGUUUAAAAAUGUCCUGCUUAGUUUGUGGUUAAUAAUAAGGAGAUAUAUAUUGAAAGAAGUCCACCAUCUUCUGAAAUUUUCCACCCACAUCUGCCGUCUCAUGAAUAUCCAGAUAUUCAGGAUAUAAUAUUGGCUACAGGUACCUGAUGUAAUUGGGAGGAAGAUCUGGAUGUAUGGCUUAACAAGUUCUUUAUGAAAUGUGCUUCUAAUAAAGAAAACCCUCAAGAAAUAUUCCUACAAUUAAGACCUGAAACUAUAGAAAAUAAAUGAGAAAGCAACUUUCGAUUAAACAAAAUUAUUAAAAAUUGGACAACAAAUACAUGAAUAUAUUGUAACUGUGUAAUGGAGUCCCCAGGGGCAAAUAAUAUGUUUAUAAACAAAGUAUGGGUUCAAUGUGAGAAUGAAAGUUGUUUGAAGUGGAGAUUGUUGUCAAAUGAGGAUGCAAUCAAAGUUAAUCAAAAUGAACCAUGGUACUGCUACAUGAACAAUGAUUCAAGAUACAAUAAGUGCUCAAUUUCUGAAGAAGACUUUCCUGAAGAGUCUGAACUUCAUAAAAAUGGAUAUAAAAUUGUCUAUUCACAGCUCCCUCUGGGCAGCCUGGUUUUGGUAAAAUUACAGAACUGGCCAAGUUGGCCAGGGGUACUUUGCCCUGAUCCUCUUCAAGAAAAUUAUGUAAACUAUGACUUGGAUGGAAACGUUGAACAAUAUCACAUUGAAUUCCUGGGAGAUCCCCAUUCAAAAUCAUGGAUAAAUGCAAGAUUUGUUGAACAUUAUAGUAUCGUAUCAAAGCCAGGAAAAUGUAUAAGUAAAAAGAGGUGGCAUAAAAGUGCACUAGAAGAAGCCCACCUACUCUAUGGAUAUUCUUAUGAGCAAAGGCUAGAAACAUGCUACCUAUCAAAACACAGUAAAUCCAAAGCAGAUAGCAAAGUUGCUAUGAUGGCCAAGAAAAGGAUACAUGUUUCCAAAAGUAAUAUUAAAAAGAAAAAGCCCAAAUUUAGAAAAAAUAAAAGGGAAGCCAUUUUAAAGUGCUCCAUUGAAAAAGUUUGCUCUGAUGAUGCCUUAUCAAAGGAAAACAUGGUUGUCACUGAAACAGAAAUUUUACUGAAAGAGCUGGAAAAAAUGUUACAACAAGCACUUGAGCCCACAUCAAUGCCUGAUGGAUCUAAGGGAGAACAAGAAGAAAUCAAUACAGGAGACAAGUUAUCUGAAUGCGGUCUUGAAGCUCUGGAAAGCAGUUCAUGUCAGAUCCACCAGGAAGAUGACUGUGUUGUAAUUGAUGGAAUAAAAUUAAAAGCUGGAGAAUGUAUUGAGAAGAUAACUAACAAGUUUAAGGAAAUAGAUGCCUUAAUGUCUGAGUUUUAGAACAUACAUAUUUUCAAAAGCUAAUACAACAAUACUGGCAUCUUUAUCUUUUGUCAAAGUCAGAAACUUCAAAAGCUUUAGUAAUAUAGGUUUACAGCAGGUUGAUAUUUGUAAUCACUUUCUACUUGAUAUUUUGAGAAUGCUCAGGGUUUGGGGAACCAAUCAAUUAGUAUCUAAGUUAAGGUUAGAAUUUAUUUCACAAACCUUGGAUUAUUUUGUCUUAAUUUUAAAAUGAUUUGUGAACCUUACCUCCUAAAUAUGUGAUUUACAAUAAAUAUUUAAGCCUUUUAUUCAAAUGUGACUAAGAAAUAAAAUGGCUACACAUGCUAUUACAAUUCUUAGAGAUAAUUAAAUCUACUACAUUUAGAGAACAUUUGUUUGUAGUAGAAUUGAACUAUAUACACAAUAAAAGACAAUAUAGAGUUGUAUAAUAAAGUUGCUAGUUUCUU